Molecule: messenger RNA, 270 nt
Organism: Protopolystoma xenopodis
Lineage: Eukaryota; Metazoa; Platyhelminthes; Monogenea; Polystomatidea; Polystomatidae
Source: the annotation of a GenBank genome assembly
AUGGUAUGCAGCUCUCAAAUUCUGCCACAUCUUGAGGUCUCUGGAGGUAGAGACACUUUUUCGGACUCCUUAGAAUCUGCAGCCGCCUUUCGUAGUCGUCUUCUUAAGCCUCUGACAGCUGCUUUAGAUAUGCUUCGAAUUGGCCUUUCUGGUGGACUAGUUAACUUUGGUGUCUUCAGCCUUUUUGGUGAUACUUCUUUGGAGAAGUCUGUCGAGAUGGGUGUCCGGUUAAUAAUGGGAAUCCAGUAUCCCGAUCUUGUGGUAAUUUGA